AUGGAGCAAAGACGGGCCCUCCGGAUCUUCACUCCGCUACGAGCCGUCGAUGAUCGUCGGUAUAGCUCCGUGGCACCUCAACCAAUGCAUGAGGUCAAGUUCGUGCCCUUCUGCAAUGGCCACUUCCUUAGAUUGGCCAAUCUCAGUAACGAGAGGUAUGCCACGGGGACACUUUCUCGGUGCUCAGCUCCUCUUUCGUCUGUGAUCUUCUACAACGCAACUGUUCGCCACACUUGUCGUCGCCGUUGCAGCCACAAAUUAGCUUGGCUCAACUUUGGAAAGUUCCCUGCCAUCGACAAGAUCGAGUCAAACGCCUUUUCCGUCUCCUCGCGGGACAUCAUUGAAUAG
Messenger RNA from Fusarium tjaetaba, 348 nucleotides. RefSeq lists its product as uncharacterized. The transcript has 3 exons. Bases 1 to 348 code for a protein of 115 amino acids. The record is from RefSeq and is a predicted model, not a curated record. NCBI's taxonomy places the organism in Eukaryota, Fungi, Ascomycota, Sordariomycetes, Hypocreales, Nectriaceae.